Ilex paraguariensis (yerba mate) is the source of this 259-nucleotide messenger RNA. The record is from the annotation of a GenBank genome assembly. NCBI's taxonomy places the organism in Eukaryota, Viridiplantae, Streptophyta, Magnoliopsida, Aquifoliales, Aquifoliaceae.
AUGGUGGACAGCAUUGUAUGGGAGUGUGUGGGUGGUAGACUGGUAGGUGAAGGUGGAGAUGGACUGGAGGAUGGUUGUGAUGUGAUUGACAGUGAUGGUGGCUUUGUGGUGCUCAAUGGAUGGGUAGUGGCGCUAAUGGCAAUGGAUGAUGGUGAAGGCUUUUCAAGAGCAGCUUGUUUUACAUUUGCAAUUGUUUGGCAGGAGGGCUUAUCUGUUGCAGCUGUGAGCCGCCGCCUUGUGAGAGAAGCUGUUCGGGAGC